Molecule: messenger RNA, 2609 nt
Organism: Phycomyces blakesleeanus NRRL 1555(-)
Lineage: Eukaryota; Fungi; Mucoromycota; Mucoromycetes; Mucorales; Phycomycetaceae
Exons: 4
Coding region: 1-2508 (835 amino acids)
Biological process (GO): urea catabolic process
Cellular component (GO): urease complex
Molecular function (GO): urease activity; nickel cation binding
Source: RefSeq, a predicted model, not a curated record
AUGCGUCUGGUACCUCGCGAGAUCGACAAGCUUCUGCUGCACCAAGUCGGGUUUCUUGCUCAGAAACGGCUCGCACGCGGCAUCAGACUCAACCACGCAGAGGCAACAGCCCUUAUUGCAUCCCAACUGUUGGAAUUUAUGCGAGAUGGUGUUUACUCUGUCGCACAACUGAUGGACAUGGGUAAACAGAUGCUCGGCCGCCGACAUGUUUUGCCCGAUGCGUGCGACACAGUUCAUGAAGUCCAAGUCGAGGGUACAUUUCCAGACGGCACCUAUCUUGUCACAGUUCAUGAUCCAAUCUGCACAGACGCCGGCAACCUCACCAUAGCACUCUACGGCUCAUUUUUACCUGUGCCUGACCCGAGCCUGUUUGCUGCACCUGCCAGUCGAUCCAAGACAGAUUCACCAGGCGCAAUUGUCGUUUUGCCAGGAAAAAUCACCCUCAACCCCAAUCGCAGACGCAUUUCUUUGACAGUUACCAACCACGGAGACCGCCCCAUCCAGGUCGGAUCCCACUACCAUUUCAUCGAAACAAACGCUGCCCUCCAUUUCAACCGCGCCCUUUCAUACGGUAUGCGUCUCGACAUUCCUGCUGGUUCGGCAGUUCGUUUUGAGCCCGGAGAUUUCAAGACCGUCACAUUAGUCGAGAUUGGUGGAAACAAGGUCAUCAGUGGUGGAAACAGUCUUGCGUCUGGCCCUGUAGACUUCUCGCGUCUUCCGUCCAUAAUGUCGAACUUGACUGUCCAGGGGUUCAAGCACGAUGCCAACACACCUCUGUUGCCUCAUGCACCAGCUUAUGAACUUGACCGUGAAUACUAUGUAGACCACUUUGGACCAACCACGGGUGAUCUGGUUCGUCUGGGCGACACUUCAUUGUGGGCUCGUGUAGAAAAAGAUUACACUGUCUAUGGCGACGAAUGCAAAUUUGGCGGUGGAAAAGUGUUGCGCGAGGGAAUGGGUCAAAGUACCGACCGGGCGGAUGCGGAUGUACUGGAUCUUGUGAUCACCAAUUGUCUGAUUAUCGAUGUGCAUGGGAUCUACAAGGCCGACAUUGGUGUCAAGAACGGUAUCAUCGCGGGUAUCGGAAAGGCUGGUAACCCAGAUGUCAUGGACGGUGUCACUCCAGGUAUGAUCGUUGGUGCCGGUACAGAAGCAUUGGCAGGUGAAGGAAAGAUCUUCACAGCUGGUGCCAUUGAUGCACACGUUCAUUUUAUCUGUCCCCAGAUCUGUUACGAGUCUAUCGCAAGUGGAGUUACUACUUUGAUCGGUGGUGGUACAGGCCCCAAUACUGGAACCAACGCCACCACGUGUACACCUGGAAAUCAUCACAUUGAAUUUAUGAUGAAAGCGACGGAUGACAUACCAAUGAAUUUCGGUUUCACUGGAAAGGGCAAUUGUUCGUCUACAAAGGAGUUGGUUGAGCACAUCCAAGCUGGUUGUCUUGGUCUCAAGCUUCACGAGGAUUGGGGAACCACCCCCGCAUCAAUUGAUGCCUGUCUCAAGGUCUGCGACGAGUUUGACGUACAAGCAACCAUUCACACCGAUACCCUCAAUGAAGCUGGCUUUGUUGAGUCUUCUAUUGCUGCGUUCAAGGGACGUACUAUUCAUACGUACCAUAGUGAGGGUGCAGGUGGAGGACAUGCUCCUGACAUUAUGCGUGUUUGCAGUGAGCCCAACGUAUUACCUUCAUCUACCAACCCAACCCGCCCAUUCACCACCAAUACUCUCGAUGAGCAUGUGGAUAUGUUGAUGGUUUGCCAUCACUUGUCCAAGAAUAUUCCCGAGGAUGUCGCAUUUGCUGAAAGUCGUAUCCGCGCUGAGACAAUUGCUGCUGAAGAUGUCCUUCACGAUAUGGGCGCUAUUAGUAUCAUCAGUUCGGAUUCUCAGGCUAUGGGUAGAGCUGGCGAAGUAGUCUUGAGAACCUGGAAGACGGCCAGCAAGAUGAAAGACCAACGUGGAAAGCUGCCUGAAGACAAGGAUGUUUCGGGCGAUAACUUUAGAAUCAAGCGCUAUAUUGCAAAGUACACGAUAAACGUUGCCCGUGCUCAUGGUGUAGGCCACUUGAUUGGAUCAAUCGAGGUCGGCAAGGUUGCAGAUCUGGUAGUGUUCAAGCCCGAAUUCUUUGGAACCAAACCCGAAUUGAUUCUGAAGGGCGGUGUGAUUAUCUGGGGCCAAAUGGGUGAUGCAAACGGUUCUAUUCCUACCACUCAGCCUGUCAUCUCACGGCCGAUGUUUGGUGCUUAUCCUUCAAGUCUUUCAAAGAGCUGUAUGGUGUUUGUGUCAAAGUUGUCGUUGGAUAGCAAGACUGUUCAAAAGUACGGACUGAAAAAGCGUGCCGAGGCUGUGAAGAAUUGCCGGAAUGUAUCCAAGAAAGACAUGCUGCUCAACGAUGCUAUGCCUAAAAUUACUAUUGAUCCAGAGACCUAUCGAGUUACGGCUGACGGAAAGCAUUGUGUGUGCGACCCAGUCUCAAGCUUACCCCUUACUCAAUCUGUAUUCCUUUUCUAAGUUAAUGUAUCCAAUACCCUUUAUUAUUUUUUGUUCUUAAUGUUAUUAUUAUUAUUAUUAUCCUUUGUCAUUGAAUAAAUAUUUUUAUUGUUGUAAAUAUC